Penicillium pulvis is the source of this 1362-nucleotide messenger RNA. RefSeq lists its product as uncharacterized. Bases 1 to 1362 code for a protein of 453 amino acids. Lineage: Eukaryota; Fungi; Ascomycota; Eurotiomycetes; Eurotiales; Aspergillaceae. The transcript has a single exon. The record is from RefSeq and is a predicted model, not a curated record.
AUGUUGAAUGCCUCUUCGGCUAACCCUUCGUAUGUGACGACCUUCGCAGGAGUGCGAAAUAAGGAUCACACGGAUCUGGCCGCGGUUGUGAUCAUCACUUCGGUUUUGAUUGAAACGGUUCACACAUCGGAGACCAUCACUGAAGGUGUGACGAUUGCUCGCAGUCUAACGACUGUGACAACAGAACCACCUCCUCCCCAGACUCCUCAUCCAGAGAUAGUUCCCCAGCAAAACUCUCUGACGUCGACGACGACGAAGGUCGAGACCACGCAGAUGACUGUUGAAUCACUGACCAGUCAGUCAUCGACAUUCUCUGAAAGUUUGACAAUCUCGACCACCUCGACUACAUCAAGUUCAUCAUCGCUACAGGUUCAUGAGCCUUUCCACACGUCUGAAGUCGAAGUCUCCUCUUCGAAUACAGAUAUUCACACGAGCGUUGGCCGCUCGACUUUGGACAGCUCUUCGAGUUUAGAAACAUCAUCAUCUACCUGGCCAAGUGCUUCCAUUAUGUCAACAAGCUCUACCUUCCAAAAAAUGACGCCGGUUGUAACCUUCUCAUCUCAUUCGCCAACAGCUUCCCCUUCUACGACCCUGGGAAGCGCCUUCGCAGAGUCAAGCACCUCCACCAAUGAGUCGACAGGAGACAAAACCAAUCAUCAAAAAGUAGGCGCAAUUGUUGGUGGAACCCUUGGAGCCGCAGCAUUCAUCGCACUUGGUAUCCUAGCUCUUUACUUCUUUCGUCGCAGGCGAUGGGCAAGCCCACACAAACGCCAAAACAGCAGACAAGGAUUGCUCCCAGAUCGAGACUCCCCAAGCUCGUUCAUCAGUCACACCCGCAAAAUUUCUCAGCCAUAUUUUUCCGACAAAGAUGGCGCUGCUUGUAUUCCAUCGGCUCCUGUUUUUCCUCCCCAACGAAAUUACUCACUUCCGAAUCACUCUGAUCCAGCCUUUGGGGCCGCAACCCAAAAUCCGUACUUGGAAAAGGUCUAUCUCCCGGGCGAAAGCAAGUAUAGCUACACGGAAGAUGCAAACGAAGACCUCGAGCGCAGCCCUGUUUCACCAAUCAUCGAGAUCUACCCCCCGUCUCGCUCGGUAUCAAAUUACUCCCAGGAGUCAAGCGGUCCGGGCUUCUUGGAUUACCUUAACGAAUCAUUUCCUAGCUCUCGUCAUGCGAGCUCCUACCGAGCUGGUGAGAGUAGCUUGACUCUCCCUGAUACGUGUAGCCAGGUUUCGAAAUGUCUUGACACACCCAAGGCACGUGAUAGCAUUCGCAGUGACCCGUUUGACCUCGAACCACCUGCCAAUGUCUUGCGCAAGGGGCCGCCUCUACCUUCUCAGUCUCACUGGAGAUUUGGGCUCUAA